Messenger RNA from Didymodactylos carnosus, 1818 nucleotides. The record is from the annotation of a GenBank genome assembly. Lineage: Eukaryota; Metazoa; Rotifera; Eurotatoria; Philodinida; Philodinidae.
AUGGGUAAUUGUAUUGGAAAAAAAUCAUAUAAAAGUCAAGAUCAUCACAAGGAUCUAAGAAAAUUAUCACCAUGUUUUAUUCGAACAAGUAAAUUGUACAAAACAAAUCCAAAUAGUUUAUUAUCACGAAAGAAACAACUCAUAGAGAAUUAUAAUGAGCAUACUGUUCAAAAGAAACCUAAUAGGAUGGAACAAAAUCAAACGUAUAUAGUAUUGCCAUGUCCAUCGCCAUCUUCAUUACCACCAACAUCGCCAAUGACAUAUAUUCUGCCAGAUGAGGUCGACUAUUAUACAGAGAAUUAUUUUAAUUAUUCAAAUGUAAAAGAAACGGAUAUUUUGAGUGAUGAUGAUUUAGUAGAAGAGGCAUCACCAAUUAUACAAUCACCAUCAUUAUCACCAUCAUCAUCAUCAUCAUUAUUAUCAUCAUCAUUUAAUCGAGAUCAAACGAUUGAAAAUCGAAAUAUUGCAAAAAUUCGACAUUCACCUUCGCCACCUCUACCAUGUUCAAAAAGGUUUAAAAAAAUCGAUAUAACAACUACAUUCAAUGACAACUAUUACGUAUUUAAUCCAACAAUAAAUCUAACAUCAGUAACGUUUAUCACGCAAGAUGAUAAAUAUUUAACGUCAUCGGUAUUCAAUAAUAACUAUCAUUAUCAUCCAUCUAACGAUAUAGUUCAAAAUAAUGAUGACAUUUUAUGCUCAUCAUCGCAUUUGAUUGAAUCAACCGCUACCACGUUGUUAAAUAACAUAAAUAGUUUAAACGAUAGUUAUACGUCCGAGUCGUCUUCUAAAAUCAAUAUGGGACAGUUAAUCAGUAAAUUUAAUAAUAACAAUGGCAAUGUUGAAAAUGAAAUAGAAUGUUUGAUUAGACAUGAUGAUAAGAUUAUUAAUGCAACAAUAUUCAAUGAAAAAGAAGAAAAAAAUCAAAUUUUCAAGGAUAUUGAACUAAAAGAAGAAGAUGAGAUACUUGUUGAGAAUGACCAAAAAGAUAUGCAAGAUGAAAAUAAAUGUGACGAUACAAUCCCUAUGUUACAUGAUAAUCAUAUAACUAUGAAUGAUGUUACUACAACUACAACCGAAUCAAUUGGCAAUGAUAAUACGGAUAAUUUGACUAGUGAUGAGUCUAAUAAUCAAUUUAUUCAUCAAAAUACUCAAGAAAUUGAUCUUGAUAAUAAUGUUUGUAAAAUUUCAGAAGAACAGGAAAAACCCGUGAUUUUGACAAUAGAAGAGCAAACUCGGUAUUAUACCACAGAAAUAGACAAUGAAAAUCUCAAAAAGCUUUCUCUAAAUGAAAUGGACAACGAGCAAACAUCAAUCGAUACAUGUUUCACGGAACAAUCAUCUGAACAGCCAUCAUCUCCUUCUACCUCAAAUUCAUCUCUAUCAUCACAAUUAUCCUUCUCAUCUACUGAAUUAGUCGUUUCAUCUAGAUCAUCAUCUUCACCAUGUUCAAUAUCACCUAAAAACCGACGAAAUUAUACAAAAAAUCAUUAUUCAACAAAUUUGUUAUCCUUAAUAAAUUGCCAACAAACCUAUUUAUCGAACAAUAACCAAUUUUUAUCAUCUCAUAUAUAUUUACCUUGCAUCGUUUCAUCACAUCAACAAUCACAACAACGUGGUGAACAAAUAAAUAUAAUGCAUGAUAUUCAUCAAUAUAUUGAUGUUGAUGAAUGUUAUACAUUAAGUUCAAUUGUUGAUGAUAUCAUACAACAACAAAUACAACAAAACUCGAGACAAUUUAUAAGAAUUCAUAGACGAAAAAAAACCGUUUUAGUUGGACAUAAAAAGUUAGAAGCGACUCCUAUUAGGUACGUGUGA